Solanum verrucosum is the source of this 357-nucleotide messenger RNA. Its product is annotated as two-component response regulator ORR4-like. The record is from RefSeq and is a predicted model, not a curated record. The transcript is spliced from 4 exons. Lineage: Eukaryota; Viridiplantae; Streptophyta; Magnoliopsida; Solanales; Solanaceae. Gene Ontology annotation, biological process: cytokinin-activated signaling pathway; phosphorelay signal transduction system. The coding region runs from base 1 to 357 and encodes 118 amino acids.
AUGCCUGAAACGAACACAAACUUGAUCAUUACUGACUACUGCAUAUCAAGGAUGACCGGAUACGAUCUACUCAAAAGGGUGAAGGGAUCCUCUAAUUUGAGAGAGAUACCUGUGGUUAUCGUAUCAUCCGAGAACGUCUUACCUGAAUCAAGAAGUAAUUACUCAAGCAGCAACCUUUUGUGCUUGGAAGAAGGUGCUAAAGAAUUUAUGCUAGAGCUUAUCAAACAAUCAGAUGUUAAGAAAUUGAGAUGUCAUAUGACCAAAGUAACCAAACCAUGCAGUGGACGGCUAUGCCCGGGAGGUAAAACAACAGAGCACAGUGACAGGAAUAUAAGCGAAAAACUAGAGAAAACAUAG